CCCGAGAGUUUGUUUUGACAGGAAACGUGGUGCUUUUGGAGGGGAGUGGUGCGCAGACACUUCGACGGUCCCCUUGUUGAUAUCCUCAGUUAGGGGAGGAAGAUGGGGAAAUGCCAGUCAGGCCUGGGCUCGAACCCCUGUCCUCCGGGGGACGGCUUGUGUUUGCCAAAGCUGCUUGUCUGGUGGCAGCACUGGACGUAGCAGCUGAUUUCAGGUGGUACAUGGACAAAUGAAGUCUGGAUGAACAUAAUUAUAUGCUUCCCCUUCCCCUCCACUCCCUCCGUUGGUGCAUGUAACUAUUUUAUUAAACAAGAGAUUUCACAAUGAUACAAAGUUUUUUAAAAAACAAAUGUAUUUAAAUAUAAAAAUCUAGUUAAGAUACAAGUGUCUGAUAAAUUAUAGCAUAGGUGAGGGUGGAGAUGUGGAAACAGUCGUGAAGAGUGGUACCCUAGUUACUGAAGUUUGGGAAUUAUCAUGGAUGGUUGUCCUGCAACUUUAACCAUGAAAAAACUAGACAAGUUGCCCCUGUCCCUAGUGGGGACCUCACACCCAGCUUUGGUCCAUUGCCUCCAACCCAGUUGGAGACCUUGCUCUUUUCUACCUGUCACUCGGCUGUGAUUCCCACUUUAGGAGGCUCGCUGCCUGCUAUUUCCUCUUACCUCUAGGGGUUGGUACAGCACCCUGGCAGCCAGUGGAGGCUGCCUGACUUGGGUGGCCCAGGUCUGAAAAUACCAGUCAUGUGUAGAAGCAGCUUCAAGGCCAGUCUGUGAGGGCCCCAUAUGGGGACACACAGGUGCUAAAACAGAGAAGCCAGGGUUGAGAGAAGUAUCUUCAAGUGUGAAAAGUGCCCAGAAAUCCUUCUCCCUGGUGUUGUAAUGCUAUGUGUAGCGUGAACAUCUGCUUUUUUAAACAAUGACUGACUUGUUGGCUUUUAUCUGGCUCUUUGUUGGUUCUAAUUUGAUGAGAACAGUAUUCUCUAGUUGAAUGGUGCAGGCAUGUGUCUCAGCUCUGGUUUUUGCUUUGCCGUGUGUGAAUAACUUUUUAAUAUUGCUGUUUGGGACUGGUUCUGAAGCAGCAUUUUACAGAAGAUGAAGAUUUUCUCAUUCCCUGUAAUUUUUUCUUCAGAGUCCCAGUCCUGUUUUUUACUAUUCCAGCUCCUUGCCCUUCACAUGUAUGUGAUUGCCUGCCCUUUCACCUGACCUCAAUCUGGUCUUGAAGGAUGGUGCCUACUAUAUGUUUCUUGAAAUUUUCCUUUUCUGCCACCUAGGUUUAAACUGGCUGGGUUUCAUUCCUCAGGGCCCUGCUGUAUAAUCUGAGUAAUUCACUCCAAAAUGUUAAUGACUCAUACCAGCCUUAAGCAGUUAACCCUGUUCAUAAUAUCUGGAUUUUAACCAGGGAUUCUGGAGCACAUAAAGGAUGGCUCCCGAGAACGGAAUAUCAGUCACUCUAGUGGAGUGGUUGACACUUAUUUUGGACAAUGGACUUCUUCAGUGAUGCCCUUCAGGGUAUAGCACUAGGGCAGCCACCCCCAGGGUAAGGCCAGUUUGCUGCCAUAUGUGCAGCUGUCCACGUAGUGCUGGGUAGAUCAAUUUGGUACAGUGGGUUGGAAAAAAUGAGCCGCACACCAGAUUUUCUCCAGCCAUCCUGGAGAGAGCAUGGGCUUUAGUAAUCCACUUCCUGGGCUUGCGUUCUGCUGUAUCAGCUGUGAACCCUUGGGCAAGUAAUUUAACCUCUCUGAACCUCAGAUUCUUAUAUUUAAAAUGGCGAUGAUAAUAGUACCUUAGCUAACAAGGUUAUCCUGAACAUUGAAGGAGGUAAAACAUUUAGAGCACUUAGUAUGGGGGCUGGGUCAUGGUAAGCAAUCAGUAACAGUGCUAAUUGUUGUUAUUUGCUAUCAGUAAGCAUUCAGAGGAUGGAAAGACACAAUGUAAAACUUUCUUUAAACUCUGGACCUGUGAGUCUUUGCUAGCUUGGAUUAUGGGUGCCAUGAUGCCUUGGAAGUGUAUUGAGCUUGGCACUGGGAAAUGGAAAGGGGAGACAGCUCCCUCCCACAAACAGCUUAAAAUUUAGUGAGAGACAGAUAGGCAGAAAACUGUGGUGCUUUCAAUGACUAUGUAAUACGCAUAUGAGCCAAGUGAGUGAAACAGAAAAGGAGAAUCCGCAUUGUCUCACAAAUAGGAGUGUGGCUUUAUUUGUUCAUUUAACGAUAUUCAUUGAACUCCUGCUCUGUCCCAGGCAGUGUUCUAAGCAUUAGAUGGGGUGAGUGGGGGCGUCAGGGAAGAUCAUUUUUGACAUUGUGACAUUUAACCUCACAUCUGAAAGAUAACAAGGAGCCAACCACAUGGUGAUCAGGGAAAAGAACAUGCCAGGAGGAGACAGUAGGUGCACUUGCUCCAAGGUAGGAAGUUUGGCCCAUAACCACAGUACUUUUAUCAGCUUCAGUAAAUUUAAUAUUGGAAUACAGACAGGAGACUGUAGGGUUAUAACAACUGACCCAUAAUGUCCUUUAUAGCAUUUCUUUUUUUCCACCAGAAGAGGAUCCAGACCAGGAUCACCAAUUGCACUUAGUUGUAAGGCUAUUUAAUCUUUUUUUUUUAAAUCUGGAACAUAUCCUCAGCCUUCCUUUCUUUUUUUUUCUUUUUUAAUAACAUUGACAUUUUUGGAGUUCAGAGCUUCUUUUAAUAAGAAUAAAAUAAUAGUUGACAUCUGUCAAGCACUUGCGGCAUAGACUAUUUCAAUUAACCUUCAUAAUUCCACAAGGCAAAUGCUAUUAUUGUACCCAUUUUACAAAUGGGAAUAAGUCCCCUGUCUCCAGUCAGUAAAUAUCAAGUGUCAUGAUAAAGAGCCCAGGCCUCCUGGCUCCAGUGUUCUUAUUGUUUCACUGGCAUGUGUAUUGUCAAUGGUACAGGUAGUCCCUAAACUAUGAACAAGUUCUAUUCCUAAGUCUGUCUUUAAGUCAAAUCUGUAUGUAAGUCGGAACAAUUAGGUGGGGUUCGUAUCUAAUGUUUGUCUUAGUAUAUAGUGUACUUUUAUAUGCAUUAUAAAAUUAAAGAAACACUUCCAGAUACACUAAAACAUCCUUAACAUAUUAAUACAGUAAUAAUAUUACUUUGAUGCAUGUCACAAAGUAGUACCUAUUUGUUAUUAGAAACCAUUGUAUGUACCUAGAAUUUUUAAUAUAAUAGGCUUUACGGCGGUUGGUUUGUAACUACAGGUUGUACUAAGUUAGACGUUUGUAAUCGGGGACUGCCCAUAUUAUCUUUGCAAUCCUGAACCAGCUCAGGACAAUUUACAGGUAGCGUUUGCUGCAGAAAGGAAAUAAGGAAGUAAAGAUGGUAGCCUGGACCCAGGCUGAGAAUCACUACCAAACCAAAAACCAUCUCCCUGUCAUCUGUGUUGGAAUACAGGACAACUUCUUCAGGUGCUCUCCUUAUCCACACUCAAGUGAAACAGGAUGCCCUUCAAUGGCGAGAAGCAGUACGUGGGAGAGGACCAGCCCAGCGAUUCAGACUCUUCCCAGUUUUCCGAAAGCAUGGCUUCACUCAGUGACUACGAAUGCUCCAGACAGAGCUUUACAAGCGACUCCUCCAGCAAAUCCAACUCUCCUGCUUCAACAAGCCCUCCUAGGGUUGUAACAUUUGAUGAAGUGAUGGCUGCAACAAGGAACUUAGCAAACAUGACUCUUGCUCACGAAAUUGCUGUAAAUGACAACUUUCAAUUGAAACAAGAUGCUCUCCCUGAGAACAGCUUGGCCGGUCGAGUGAAACACAUUGUUCAUCAGGCCUUCUGGGACGUCUUGGAAUCAGAACUAAGUGCAGAACCGCCUGAGUAUGAACAUGCCUUUAAACUGUUCGAAGAAAUCAGAGAGAUUCUUCUUUCUUUUCUGACUCCUGGAGGCAACCGGCUUCGCAACCAGAUCUGUGAAGUUUUGGACACAGACCUCAUCAGGCAGCAGGCUGAGCACAGUGCUGUUGACAUCCGAGGCCUGGCCGAUUAUGUCAUCAGCACGAUGGGAAAGCUGUGUGCUCCCGUGAGAGACGACGAUAUCAGGGAGUUGAAGGCUGCCAGCAACAUCGUGGAGGUGCUGAGACAAAUAUUCCAUGUCUUGGACCUCAUGAGAAUGGACAUGGUCAAUUUUACAAUUAGAAGUCUUAGACCACACCUUCAACGCCAGCUAGUGGAUUAUGAGAGAACCAAAUUCCAGGAAAUUUUAGAAGAAACUCCAAGUGCUCUUGAUCAAACUACGGAGUGGAUAAAAGAAUCUGUAAAUGAAGAAUUACUUUCUCUUUCUGAAGCCACUUUAACUCCUGGGGCCGAAGGUAGCUCCAAGCCAAGCCUGAGCCCCACAUUGGUGCUAAAUAACAGCUACUUGAAACUGUUACAGUGGAAUUACCAGAAAAAAGAAUUACCAGAGACACUCAUGACAGAUGGAGCACGUCUUCAGGAACUGACAGAAAAGCUGAAUCAACUGAAAAUUAUUGCCUGCUUGUCCUUAAUUACCAACAACAUGGUGGGUGCUAUUACAGAAGGUCUACCUGAGCUUGCGAACAGAUUGAAAAGGGUUUCAGCUGUUCUCCUUGAAGGCAUGAACAAAGAAACAUUUAACUUGAAGGAGGUUCUGAAUUCUAUUGGUGUUCAGACCUGUGUCGAGGUUAACAAGACCCUGGAGGAGAGAGGUUUAUCCACUUUAAAUGCUGAUGUUCAAGCUAAUCUUGUAGGUCAAUUUUCAAGUAUCGAAGAGGAAGCCAAUCCUAUCUGGUCCUUGAUUGAUAAACGAAUCCAGCUGUACAUGAAAAGCCUACUUUGUCUCCCAAGCUCUCCAAAAUGCAUGCCUCCCAUUCCCGGAGGCCUUGCUGUCAUUCAGCAGGAGCUGGAAGUGCUGGGCUCUCAGUAUGCAAACAUUGUGAAUCUCAACAAACAAGUGUAUGGACCAUUCUAUGCAAAUAUACUUCGAAAGCUGCUCUUCAGUGAGGAAGCCGUGGGCAAGGCAGAAGCCUCUUCUACUAACUAAAGAGGAACUGACAUUGGCUAAGAGACUGGCACCCUGGCACUUGGGGACCCGGUCCCUUCCCAUCGAGGGCAUUACAGAUGUGGCACGUUCUCAGUACUGUCCGUGGCGCAGUGUUAGCCUGAAUCUGUGUGGUGCCGCAAGGGGGGCAUCACAGCAGUGUGCACAUUAGAUAGAAACUAUUUGUGUGUCAUUUUCAAGUUCAAAAGAGACAUUUUUAAUGAACAGGAAGCAAUUUGUUAUUAAUUAUAUUACUUAUAUAAUAUUUGUAAAAUGUUUUCUUAAGCACUUAUAUUUGGCUUAUUCCGUCAACCCUUAAGAAGUAGUAUUCCCUGACUUGGCACUACCAAAUCUAAUGAUUUUUAAUUUUGGUGCUUCUUAAGGGGUCGAAGGUUGGGAGAAUAACCACGCAUAUUGACGUUCUGGGUAAAUGAUGUGAAGUUGGCAUAAUUGUAUUUGAAAGUGUACAAUAAUAUUUUAUUAAUAUGUAAUAGAAACUUACAUAGUAAGUCCUCAGAGCCCACAAACGUACCAAAUCACAUUUUAUAAUGCCAACUCUCAGUAUUUCUUUAGAAUUUAAAUAUAUAAAAUACAUUUGAAAGCUAUAUGCAAAUUUCAGGUAAGACCUCCCUUGUUUGUUUAGUGAAAAUGGAAACAAACUCCUAAAUUUUUUUUUCCUAGAGGUUUGUUUCUUCUUGCAGUUUAACCUGCUCUCUCAGAGAAACAAUUUUUUGCACAAAUAUUUUGGUGAACGUCUUUGCACUUCUCAGGCCAUUGCUAAGGUUUAUAUAAGAUUUUACUAUUUUCCGGUAAGGCAGGUCUGGCUGGAGUUGUAAGAAGAAGCAGGAAAGUUAAUAAAACGAGAUGCCACGAGGAGACCCUCUUCUCAGUGACGUUCACAUCUGAAAAAGAAACAGUUGAACCUUGAAUUUCUUCACCGUCUAGCCGAACUGGCAGAUAAAUGCCUUCCGUGUUACUGGUUGGGUUGACUAAGUCCUUGCCUUGUUAUGACCAAGAUGCUCUUCUUAGCGCCAUUGUCAUUCGCCGUUCUUGAGCCUCAAAUUGAACUUUGCAAAGCUGGGCACCAGUUGCGCAGGGGAUUUCAGGGAAACCUCCUUGUCCUGGAAUUAAGUACGUGUUUUGAAGUGUUAAGGGAAGCACUACAGUUUGGGAGUACCCAUCUGGAAAAUGCUUUCUUUGCCUAAAAUACGUUUUUGAUCGUUUUGUUUUCCAAAGACUCAUUGAACCUUAAUAAUUUGGGUAUGGCUAGGGAGGAAGUGAAAAAGAGAGCUCCUUUUUCUUCUUAACCCCCUUUUUCUCACCACAGCCUCCACCAUCAUGGUGUUGCUCAGUUAUAAAGUUCUAGGAAAUGAUUGUGUGAAUAAAUCUCCAAUCUUUAUACUUUGGAAGGCUCUGCCAAAAUUUGAGAAAAUUCUGAAUGUCAAUUAUUUUUUCUUACAACACCCAGUAGAUACAUCUAUCCAGUUGAGCGAUUGUGUGUAAGUGGAAUUUUACUGAAGAGCCCAUCAUUGGUCUUAUCCAUUUUUUUCUCUUCCUCUAUUUCUGUUCUGCCCAUAUUUUUCUAUGUUUAGAAACCAAAAGGUGCUGAAGACUUAUCUUUUCGUUUUCUCUUAAGCUGAAGUAGUUUUCAGCUGCACUCACUUUGGGGCAUGGAUGGUAUAGAGAGUCUGACAAUAGAAAGGUAACAUGUGAUGUGAUGUUUUUGUUGCUUCUUGAAGUGGACUGUAUACUUAACAGGAAGACCAGGUGGUAACACCUUUUUACUAUUAGAUUGGACUCCACCUGGUAUUCUUUUAUAUACUUGAUUAUACUGCAGUUGCUAGCAGGAAAACAACGUGCAAGCAUUUUUAAAAACGCAUUUAAGAUGAGGGGCAUUCUGCUUUUUUUUUUAAGUGGCAAAAUAAAUCUCAAUGUCUCAAGUCCGGAUUUAGGCAACUACAUUUAUUAAAUUUUUUAAAUCAUAUCCCUUGGCAUGUUGUUUAUUUGGUUUUUACUUAAAUAUUCUACUUUUGAGCUUUUCUUAACAUGGUCUUGUUUUGUAAUGUAAAUUUUGUUAAACUCCAUAUAUACAUUUUCAUUCUUCUACUGGUAAAACAUGUUUUGUGUGCACUAGUUAAAUUUUUAAACAUUAAAGAUUAUUUAAAGGUAACCAGUGUCUCUGUUUUCUGAACCACCUUUGGGUAGCUCAGGCCUGGAAGAAUGCACAGUCUUUAUUGUAGUUGCUCUAGAAUGAUUCUUCUGAGUCCCUGGGUGGCAUAAAUAAUUAAGCAUUCGGCUACUAUGGAAAGGUUGGUGGUUGGAAUCCACCCUGAGACGCCUCAGAAUCUUCUGAGAGAUUCUUCUGCUGACCAUAAAGAGCUUUACAGACAUCAUUCGUUCAUCAUUCAUACAUAACGGUCAUUUAUUCAGUCAAUAAACACCUAUUGAUCAUCUAUCAUGUGCCAAGAAGUACCCUAGGUGUUGUGAUAUAUAGAUGAUUAGACAACCACUGUCCUCAAGAAACUCAUAAUCUGGUAAGAAGGAAAAACUUGCAAACAAGUGCAAUCAAGUUUUAUCAUACAAGUAUACACAGGGCUAGAGGAAAAAUCUUCAAACUGUAUUUCAUGGAGAAGAUAAUCCUUGAGCUGUAACAUGAAGGAUACCUGGGAACUUGCCAAGAAGCCAAGAAAAGAAAGUACAACAUAAGGUACAAGAGUGAAAAUGUGAGAGGUAAAAUAAGAAAAGUAAACAUCGUUUUUGGACACCAUGUUAAAAUUUGGAUUUCUGUCCUGAAAGGAAUAAAGAAGGAUUGAAUCUUUUGAAACAGGAGAAGAUCACAAAUUGAUAUUUUGCAAAAAUUGCCUUGGCAACGAACAUUUGCUGUUAGUGAUGGAACAUGUAUACAUACAUACAUGAACACAUGGUACAGGCAAUAGAAACCGGCUCUGGCUAGUUUAAGCAGAAAAGGAAUUUUUUGGUUGGGUGUUAAGUACCUCCAGAACCUACUUAAACUAUGGAACCAGGCUUGGAAAAGGGUAGGAGCAACCAAGGUGAACUGAAUUCGGUGUUGGGGUUUCAGAGAUUGAUUCCUCAGCUGUCUUUGCUUCUUUACCUCAUUUACUUAAGGCUUAAAGUCCCAGAUAUCAACAUUCAUUUGGGAGAGUCUAGAUCAAGUGCCCAGGCACUAAUUUACAGGGGAUGGAAUAAAGGAGUAGCUGUCCCUUACACUCCUGUGGUCCCACCAAAGUCAUCCAAUUGGGGAUUUCUCCCCAAUAGGGAGGCAUGAUGGGGAACAGAAAGGAAAAAGAAAGAAAAAAAAAA
This is a messenger RNA of Loxodonta africana (African savanna elephant), 8329 nucleotides long. RefSeq names its product t-complex 11 like 2 (gene TCP11L2). Gene Ontology annotation, biological process: signal transduction. The transcript has 10 exons. The record is from RefSeq and is a predicted model, not a curated record. The coding region runs from base 3455 to 5011 and encodes 518 amino acids. Lineage: Eukaryota; Metazoa; Chordata; Mammalia; Proboscidea; Elephantidae.